UUGGCGCGGGUAAAUCGUCUAAAAUGAAGAGAAUUUCUGUUUUUGUUUUUAUUUGUAUAUACUUACAGCAAUAUUAUUGUUUUGAAUAAUUGUACGCUUCCUUAUAUAUACUUAAACCAAUUUGUUUAGUGUCUUAAAUAUUUUACCUCAGUAAGUUACUCAGUAUCUAAUCAUGUCAGGAAUUACAGCAAGAUUACGGAGAGAAAUAUUGACUCUGAAGGAAAACCCACCUUCAGGUAUAUCUUGUUACCCGAAAGAAGAUUCUCAAACCAACGUAUUGACAGCAAGUAUCGUUGGAACUGUUGGAAGUCCGUUUGAAAAAGGAGUGUUUCAGUUGGAAGUUAUUGUGACAGAAAGAUACCCGUUUGAACCACCCCGUGUGAGAUUCGUGACACCCAUCUACCAUCCCAAUGUAGAUGCUGCAGGCAGGAUCUGCCUGGACCUACUCAAGAUGCCACCUGGUGGUUCAUGGAAGCCCAUCUACACCAUUGAAGGUCUCCUUACGGCUAUCCAGUAUCUCAUGACUCAUCCUAACCCUGAUGAUCCGCUCAUGCCAGAAAUUGCCUCCCAGUACAAAUACAACAAGGAACAAUAUGACAAGGACGCUCAGGAAUCAACAAUAAAACAUGCUUGUACAAACUCAGUCACUGCUAGUCUUGAUGUUGCACCUUUACAGAAAUCUAACAAUUUAAACAAGAAGAGGAAGAGUGAAGAAGGUCUCAGUGAAGAAAGUGACAGUAAUAAAAGACAUCAUGUGGACUAGUUUCCAAUAAUUAUUAAAAUAAGAUCAUAAUUAAUUAUUAAAAUAUUCUUCCGUUUUGUGGUUGGUAUUCGUCCAUUUGAUAAAUAAUUUCCUGCCUAUUUAACUAAAGUGGUAUGUGGAAGUCUGAUACAUUAGUUCCAAAUUGAUGUGAUUAUAAAAAUAAGUGCCACUACUGUAUUGAAAUGAUAACAUUACUUUGGGCAGUCUUUGGAAUGAAAAUUUAAUGGAAGAUUUCUCUGUAGUAAUAUAUUAUCUUUAUUAGAGUUGUUUUUAACAGCCUUUGCUGAUUGUGGAAUUUCGAAAAAAAUUAUUUUUACAUUAAUGUUUAAUUUGUAAUUUUAGUUUUAUUGCAAUGCUCAAUAACUAUGAGGUGCUCUGAUUAGACAAUGUGCGAUUAAAAUACUGUUGACAUAUCAUAAAGGCUAUUUAUUAUAUAAUAAUUUUAUUUUUAAUACUAUAAUGAUAUAGCUGUUAACUAAUGCACAGUUCACAAAUAUUAGAUUUGAUUACUAUCAACUCUUUGUGUAUUUCAUAUUCACCAGAUUGCUCAUUUAGUGUAAUGAAGACUGUUUGUCUCCCUCUAUCAUGAUAUAUCAGUGCUGGCUGAGCACAGUGUAAAACCAAUAGAAAUAUACCUACUUUUUAGUCUAUAACUCAGAUGUAAAGCUUUUCAGCGCAGUUUUUAGAUUGUCAGAUUUUCAGGUAGACCAGUUUAAAUCGUACAAGACCACUUAAAUUGAUUUGUAUUGUGUAAAAUGUUGCAUCAUUUAUGGUCAAAAAAUCAUCCAUUGUUUUGUUGCAGCAACAGAAAAUCACUAUUUCUGUUGUUAUGUCACACAACAGUGGCAAGGCAAAUCUUUGUAAUCCUUUUAUUUUUUCCAAUCAUCCAACAUUAGUAAUGAAUUUAUGAAAAGAGAUUCAAUUAAACUGUUUUGAUUAUUGUAAUUUUCAAUGCAAUAAAAGUUUCAUGUUUAGUGUAGUGCAGUCAAAAUAGGGCCUUAUAUUUUAGAAUGUUAUUUAUGUCAUUUCAAAAUUAGUGCAUUUUCUCAAAUUACCCUAUAUAUUGUAAAAUAAUAGUUAUGUAAGAUUUUAAGAAUUCUAUUUUAUUACUUAUUUUAAAAUAAAUGUCUUUUUUAUUAAA
Molecule: messenger RNA, 1904 nt
Organism: Homalodisca vitripennis (glassy-winged sharpshooter)
Lineage: Eukaryota; Metazoa; Arthropoda; Insecta; Hemiptera; Cicadellidae
Product: ubiquitin-conjugating enzyme E2 T-like
Exons: 5
Coding region: 173-763 (196 amino acids)
Source: RefSeq, a predicted model, not a curated record